Molecule: messenger RNA, 1174 nt
Organism: Ceratina calcarata
Lineage: Eukaryota; Metazoa; Arthropoda; Insecta; Hymenoptera; Apidae
Exons: 4
Coding region: 28-1098 (356 amino acids)
Source: RefSeq, a predicted model, not a curated record
UAUUAUAAUACUUUAAGAAAUUUACUUAUGAAAAUUGAAAAUUUAGAUGUAGAAGUAGUAGAAACCAUCUUAGAUGAAUGCACGAACACAAAAACGAACAUUGAAGAUAUAAAUACAAAUGUAGUGCAAAGAUUACAUAACGAUAUUCUUUCGCGUGUAAAUGGGGACUUAUUAUCGCGUUUUAAAACUUUACUCGAAUCCAAUAAGAGUGUUCGAAAGACUGUACGUGUCACCCAGAUACGUACGAUUAGAUCACCGGAGUUGAGUCCUGCAGAAGAUCAAUUUAAGACUACAUCAGAAGAAAAUGAGCAUCUUAAGACAGAAAGUACAGUGUGCGAAACAAGAUCGACAAGCUUUAAUGGAAGUCAACCAGAUAAAAACCUACGGUAUAAAUUGUAUCCAAUAGAUAAUUUAUCGAAACCAUGUUCUGCAUUGUCUAGAAGUAGAUUUCCGGAAGUUUAUUUAAAUAUACGAAGGCUGGAGGAAGGACUUAUACAUGAUAAUUAUACGCAUAUUAUGUCAAUUCUGAAUGGAGUACGAAACGAAGAACAGUCAAGUUUCACUAAAGCCACGUAUCAAAUACUAUGUAAUCAAAUUAAAUAUUCUCCAUAUAAGUUGACUAAAAUAGCAACAACCGCAGUCCAGACGGGUGGGACAGCUACCUUUUACGAGAUACUGGCAGAAGUUACUAUACUUACUUUGGCUAAUUUAGCCAAAGAAAAACUUUGGGUACUGGCGUAUAGGCUAAUGAAAGAUUUUCGAAUCAUUUUCGAAUCUAAAAUGGAAAUGUACAAAUUAAAUGCUGCAACCGUGUUGCUUUUUGCGGAGAUAUAUUUAGAGAAUAAGAAAGCUUUCGAUGCUUUCACUUUGGUUAAACGAACCAAUAUCAUUUACAGUAAUCGGCACAGAUGGAAGGUACAAAGUGUUAAGGACGAUAGCUCGACUAGAGUAGAAAUAAUAAAGCUUUUAUUAAAUACAUUUUGCGAAACGCAUCCGCAUCAUGGUCUUGCACUUUUCGAUUUAAUAGCUGAAGAUCAGAGUAAAAAUUUUAUUCCAAUUGGUAAGAAAUUCGUUUUUGCACUGGAUUAUAUAAUGUAACAUUUAUUAAUAAGUUCCAUAUUUACAUACAUAUAUAACAAGUGUAAACGAAUAAAGACACGACGUUAUUUACAGA